AUGACGAUCGACAUAAAUCUCCUGCGGGAGGAGAAGGGCGGCUGCCCUGCGAAGGUGGCGGAGAGCGAAAGACGGCGAGGGAGGGACCCUUCGCGGGUGGAUCAGCUGGUGGCAGCGGACAAGCGGUGGCGCGAGGCGACGUUCGCGCUGGAGCAGGGCCGCAAGGACUUGAACGCGGUGAACAAGGAGAUCGGGCAGCGCAAAAAGGCGAACUCGAAGGACUCUUGCGAAGAACUGGUGGCGAAGACUGCGGAAAUAAAGGGAAAGCUGCAGUCGCUGGAGGCGGAGGCGGCGGCCGCCGCGCAGACCCGAGACCGGCUGCUGCGGGGAAUCGGCAACCUCGUGCACGACUCCGUCCCCGUGAGCAGCGACGAAGCAGAAAACAAAGUUGUGAGGACUUGGGGGACUCCAAAUAAAGUGAAGAUCGACGGAAGUCCCGGGCGCAUGCACCACCACGAGGUGCUCGCGCGGCUGCAGGGCGCGGACUUCAAGAAGGGAGUCGAAGUCGCUGGCCACAGGGGCUACUACCUCAAGGGGCCCGCAGUAAUGUUGAAUUAUGCUUUAAUUCAAUACGGGCUGAGUUUUUUGGCGAAGAAGGGCUACCUGCCGGUGCAGCCGCCGUACUUCAUCCGGAAGCCGGUGAUGGCCGCGGCUGCGGAGCUGAAGGACUUCGAGGAAACGCUCUACCGCAUCCCCCACGACGCCAGCAGCGCCCAGCAGCAGCAGCAGCAGCAGCAGCAGCAGCAGCAGCAGCAGCAGCAGGAGGCGGAGCGGGACGACAUGUUCCUGAUAGCGACGAGCGAGCAGCCGCUGUGCGCGCUGCACUGGCGCGAGCGGCUGGAGGAGAAGCUGCUGCCGCUGCGCUACGCAGGCAGCAGCACUUGCUUUCGCAAGGAGGCGGGGGCCCACGGCAAGGACUGCUGGGGGCUCUUCCGCGUGCACCAGUUCGAGAAGGUGGAGCAGUUCUGCGUGGCGGCUCCGUCUCAGUCUUGGGAGUUGCACGAGGAGAUGUUGGCCACGGCUGAGGAGUUCUACCAGAGUCUCGAGCUGCCUUACAGAGUAGUGGCUGUCGUUUCGGGGGCUCUUAAUGACGCGGCGGCCAAAAAGUAUGACUUGGAGGGCUGGUUUCCCGGGGCUACGGGGCGUACCGGGAGUUGGGUUGCAGCAACUGCACGGACUACCAGGCGCGGGAGUUCGAGAUCAGGCUCGGCCACAAGAAGGAACCAGCAGCAGCAGCAGCAGCAGCAGCAGCAGCAGCAGCAGCGGAGGCCAAGCCUUUCGUGCAUCUUCUCAACGCCACUCUCGUCGCCACUCAGAGGUGCUUGUGCUGCAUUCUCGAAAACUACCAAACGCCCACCGGCCUCCGAGUCCCCAGGGCCCUCGUGCCUUACAUGGGCGGCCAGGAGUUCCUGCACUACACAGCGGAAGCCGAAGACAGCAAGCGGGAGGCCUAGUGCCUCCCGCUGCUGCUGCUGCUGCUGCUGCUGCUGCUGCUGCUGCUGCAGCUGCUGCAGCUGCUUACGUUCGUCGCCUCCGGGCCUGGUUUCAAACUGCCGCUUUCAACUGCCACUGAACGCUGGGUAG
Eimeria necatrix is the source of this 1584-nucleotide messenger RNA. RefSeq names its product seryl-tRNA synthetase, putative. Lineage: Eukaryota; Apicomplexa; Conoidasida; Eucoccidiorida; Eimeriidae. Gene Ontology annotation, molecular function: tRNA binding; serine-tRNA ligase activity; ATP binding. Gene Ontology annotation, biological process: seryl-tRNA aminoacylation. Gene Ontology annotation, cellular component: cytosol. The record is from RefSeq and is a predicted model, not a curated record.